AUGGAAUCGGCGCUAUCCUGCGGCAUCUGCGACUUGUGCAAACGGGGCCAGUACAAUAUGUGUAGCGGCAUGGUCUACAAUGGAUUCAUGACAACCUACCAAACCCAUCCGGGGGAUCUAUGCCAUCGCUUAGAUCCAUCCAUCAGCAUGGACGAGGGCACCCUCGUCCAGACACUGGCCCUGGGCUGCCAGGCUUGCCUCACGGGCAGUGUAACACCCACAAGCAACGUCCUCAUCAUCGGUGCCUGCCCAACAGCCGUGUCAGCGGGUCUUUGUGCCCGAGCCAUGGGCGCCAAGAGUGUGGUUAUUGGUGGCUUGAGUGGAAAAGCAUUGGAAGCGGUGUCUCGAGAUUUUGGUUUCGACACCGUCACCAUCGACGAGAGUCGUUUGUUUGGCGAGGUGUUGGAGGCCAUGUACUGCAAGUUCCAUGACUGGCCCGACCGUGUCAUCAAUUGCUCCAUCUCUGCCCUGACAAUGAACCUGGCCGUGAUGGCCCUGCAACCCAGUGGUAUUUGCGUGCUGGCCGAGUGCGAUUCAGAAUGCGCCAGCUUCAAUGCCCUGGACGUCCUAAUGAAGAAUAUCCGAUUGAUACCCAGUUUUCGUAGCGCAAAUAUGUAUCCAACCGCCCUGCAGCUUAUGAAAUCGGGUCGAGCUCCCAUGAGGCAGCUCAUCGCCGGAACCUUCCCAAUGAGCCACGCUGAGGAGGCCUUCUGUGCGGCCCUAAAGGAAUCCGAUGAGGGCCUUGGAAAAGUUAUUGUCAACUGUGCCGACGAAACAGGACCCGAGGCGAGAAAAAAGCCAAAAUCCUUUCAAAAGUCGUAA
Molecule: messenger RNA, 822 nt
Organism: Drosophila bipectinata
Lineage: Eukaryota; Metazoa; Arthropoda; Insecta; Diptera; Drosophilidae
Source: RefSeq, a predicted model, not a curated record